This is a messenger RNA of Mus pahari (shrew mouse), 1998 nucleotides long. RefSeq names its product histidine decarboxylase (gene Hdc). The transcript has 12 exons. The record is from RefSeq and is a predicted model, not a curated record. Gene Ontology annotation, biological process: histamine biosynthetic process; L-histidine catabolic process. The coding region runs from base 1 to 1998 and encodes 665 amino acids. NCBI's taxonomy places the organism in Eukaryota, Metazoa, Chordata, Mammalia, Rodentia, Muridae. Gene Ontology annotation, molecular function: histidine decarboxylase activity; pyridoxal phosphate binding.
AUGAUGGAGCCCUGUGAAUACCAUGACUACCGGGCUAGAGGGAAAGAGAUGGUGGAUUACAUCUUCCAGUACCUGAGCACUGUGCGGGAGAGGCAGGUGACUCCAAAUGUGCAGCCGGGAUACCUGCGAGCCCAGCUACCUGCCAGUGCUCCGGAGGAACCCGACAGCUGGGACAGCAUCUUUGGGGACAUUGAACGAGUCAUCAUGCCUGGGGUGGUUCACUGGCAGAGCCCCCACAUGCACGCCUACUAUCCUGCUCUUACCUCUUGGCCGUCCCUGCUAGGAGACAUGCUGGCCGAUGCCAUUAACUGCUUAGGAUUCACGUGGGCAUCUAGCCCAGCUUGCACAGAGCUGGAGAUGAACGUCAUGGACUGGCUGGCGAAGAUGCUGGGGCUCCCAGAGUACUUCCUGCACCACCAUCCCAGCAGCCGUGGGGGAGGUGUCUUGCAGAGCACUGUCAGCGAAUCCACUUUAAUUGCCCUGCUGGCAGCAAGGAAGAACAAAAUCCUAGAAAUGAAAGCGUGUGAGCCCGAUGCUGAUGAGUCCUCCCUGAACGCUCGCCUCGUUGCCUAUGCCUCUGAUCAGGCUCACUCUUCAGUGGAGAAGGCUGGCUUGAUUUCCCUCGUGAAGAUCAGGUUUCUACCUGUGGACGACAACUUCUCGCUCCGAGGAGAAGCUCUCCAGAAAGCCAUUGAGGAAGACAAGCAACGGGGCUUGGCGCCUGUGUUUGUCUGUGCAACAUUAGGGACCACCGGAGUCUGUGCAUUUGACAGGCUGUCAGAGCUGGGGCCCAUCUGUGCCAGUGAGGGGCUGUGGCUCCACGUUGAUGCUGCUUAUGCAGGCACGGCCUUUCUGUGCCCUGAGCUCCGGGGGUUCCUGGAGGGCAUCGAGUAUGCCGACUCCUUCACCUUUAACCCUUCCAAGUGGAUGAUGGUACACUUUGACUGUACCGGGUUCUGGGUCAAGGACAGGUACAAGCUGCAGCAGACCUUCAGUGUGAACCCCGUCUACCUCAGACAUGCCAACUCUGGUGCGGCCACAGACUUCAUGCAUUGGCAGAUCCCCUUGAGCCGGCGCUUUCGCUCCAUUAAGCUGUGGUUUGUGAUUCGGUCCUUCGGGGUGAAGAAUCUUCAAGCACACGUCCGGCACGGUACAGAAAUGGCUAAAUACUUUGAAUCUCUGGUCAGAAGCGACCCUUUCUUCGAAAUUCCUGCUAAGAGGCACCUUGGUUUGGUGGUUUUCCGUCUGAAGGGUCCCAAUUGUCUCACAGAAAGUGUGUUAAAGGAAAUAGCCAAGGCUGGCCAGCUCUUCCUCAUCCCGGCUACUAUCCAGGACAAGCUGAUCAUCCGAUUCACUGUGACGUCCCAGUUUACCACCAAGGAGGACAUCCUGAGAGAUUGGAACCUCAUCCGAGAGGCGGCUAACCUUGUCCUGAGCCAGCACUGCACUUCCCAGCCGAGCCCUCGGGCCAAGAACCUCAUCCCACCACCUCCGGUGACCAGAGGUUCCAGGGACCUGACCAGUGGGCUAUCCCUGGAGUCAGUCAACGAGGGAGGAGAUGACCCAGCACAGUCUCGAAAGAUCAUCAAGCAGCCAGGAGCCGCUCUGGCGAGAAGGGAAGGCGGCUGUGAUCUGGAAACGAUGCUGGAUCCCUUUGAUGAUUGCUUCUCGGAAGAGGCCCCCAGCACCACCAAGCACAAGCUGUCGUCCUUUCUGUUCAGUUACUUGUCGGUACAGAAGAAGAAGAAGACAACACGGUCCCUCAGCUGCAACAGUGUGCCUAUGAGUGCCCAGAAGUCACUCCCCGCAGACGCUUUGGUGAAGAAUGGGGGCUCCUUCCGGACCAGAAUCUUUUCUGGCUUCCCAGAAGAAAUGAUGAUGAUGAAGAAAGGUGCCUUCAAAAGGUUGAUCAAGUUCUACAGCGUCCCCAGCUUUCCUGAAUGCAGUUCUCAGUGUGCUCUCCAGCUACCGUGCUGCCCCCUGCAGGCCAUGGUGUAG